UGGCUUGUUGUACAUAUAUAUUUGACACUAUGAUCUUAUUUUUAUUCCAUGGAAAUUAGCUUUGAUCAAGUGUGUGAGAAGAGUGCUAUCAAUAUGUAUUAACAUAAUUUAGAUAUUUAGGUGCAUCAACCUUCCUAUUUCUUGAUAAAUAUAAUAUAUAUACUAUCAAACACAUUUAAAGCAAUUAUAUUGUUUGAAAUUAUAAUCCAUUUUCUAAAAUCAGUCCGAAACAUAAAGUUUACACACAACUCUAUUUUCAUUAAACCUCUCCAAAUUUCUCUGCAUUACGUAACCUUAAUAAUUUUGAGUCCACUUAAAAAGUAGACUCCACUAUGGAAGGGAACUAGGAGUAUUUAAGAAGAGUAAGUUAUGAGAUGAUUUCCAAAUAAGGGUAAAGGAGAAAUCAAUAGAAACUUCAAAGGACGUACGUGAGAGAGAGAGAUAGAGAGUUAGGAAGUUGUUGAGUGUUGGAAAAGAGGGAGAAAUGAAGUCAAUCUUUGUAUUAUGCUUGAUCUUGAGCUUACUAGUUGUAGGGAAGUCGGAACCAGAGAACGACGUCGGCAGCGGCAGUGGCAGUGGCAACGGCAAUGACAACGGCAGCAGCGGUUGCUACAUAAGCUGUUUGCUAAAUGACUGCAGAAAGGGUGUUUUCCAAUGUGCGGUUUGCCUUGGGAAAUGUGCAGUAGUAGGGGCCGAAUCGUCAUACUCAUCGAGGAGCAAUCGAAUGGACAAUCAUGACUUUUGCAAAAUUGGCUGUACCACUUCUCUUUGCACUAAGUUUGCCCUUCCUAACAACCAACACUCAGAUGAGAAGGAAGUGAAAGGGUGUGUGAGUUCAUGCUCUCAGAGAUGCACAGACAGUAUGUAUUAAGGAGAAGAAGGAAGAAGAAGGCUGGGAUUGGCUUUAAAAUACUAUAUAGUAAAAUAAAAGUCAAUAUAUAUGUAAUUGGCAAUAAUUAAGCUAAUUCCAGAUUCAGUUAUAUGACACUGCAUGUACUUCGAAGUUUCUUCCUGCACCCAUCAAAUAAUAUUAUGUAAAAUAAUAAGAUAAGGGGUUGCUUUAUCCUA
Molecule: messenger RNA, 1068 nt
Organism: Cucumis melo (muskmelon)
Lineage: Eukaryota; Viridiplantae; Streptophyta; Magnoliopsida; Cucurbitales; Cucurbitaceae
Product: beta-hordothionin-like
Exons: 2
Coding region: 485-871 (128 amino acids)
Source: RefSeq, a predicted model, not a curated record